Exophiala oligosperma is the source of this 720-nucleotide messenger RNA. RefSeq lists its product as uncharacterized. Gene Ontology annotation, molecular function: kinase activity; ATP binding. The coding region runs from base 1 to 720 and encodes 239 amino acids. NCBI's taxonomy places the organism in Eukaryota, Fungi, Ascomycota, Eurotiomycetes, Chaetothyriales, Herpotrichiellaceae. Gene Ontology annotation, cellular component: cytoplasm. The record is from RefSeq and is a predicted model, not a curated record. The transcript has a single exon.
AUGGAUGAGACUUAUUCAAAAUUGGCAGCCGACAUUCACGCCGCGGCUCGUGCAAAGGCACCUGGUCGACUCAUCGUCGGUAUAGCAGGUCCUCCGGGUUGUGGAAAGAGCACAAUCGCCGCGACCGUUGUGAGCCUCAUCAACAACAACAACAGAAAAGAGCCACCACCAGAUGCUGCUGCUGCUGCUCAAUGUCGAGCGCAAACAAUACCACUGGACGGGUUUCACUACACUCGACAAUACCUUGACAGCCUCCCGAACCGAAAAGAAGCAUACAUCCGACGUGGAGCGCCUUGGACCUUUGACGUCGAUGCCAUGGUCGCAUUCAUCAAGCGUCUCGCCGAUUCCGCCCGGCUACCACCUUCAGACAGACCGACGAUACUCGCGCCGUCGUUCGACCACGCCGAGAAGGACCCAAGGAACGACGACAUCGGGAUAUCCCCCGAGACAUCAAUCAUCGUCCUCGACGGAAACUACCUCCUUCUCGACGAAGAUAAGUGGAGAGACAUCCAUGUGUACCUCGAUCUCAAGAUCUUUGUCGACGUCGAACCAUGUUUGGCUCGGGAAAGAGUUGCAAGGCGCCACGUGGCUGCCGGAAUCGAACCGACGCUGGAAAAGGGCCAAAUGAGGUUUGAUACAAACGACGCCAUCAAUGGAGACCUGAUCCGGAACAAGAUUGUCAAAUACGAUCUCAUGAUUGAGAGUGUGACCGUGAGAUGA